Messenger RNA from Theileria parva strain Muguga, 2212 nucleotides. It is a transcript of the gene PI4KG7, whose product is annotated as Phosphatidylinositol 3- and 4-kinase family protein. Lineage: Eukaryota; Apicomplexa; Aconoidasida; Piroplasmida; Theileriidae. The record is from RefSeq and is a predicted model, not a curated record. The transcript has 6 exons. Bases 1 to 2193 code for a protein of 730 amino acids.
AUGUCGUCUGGGUGUAUUCGAAUCUCCCAGCAAAACUACUACAGCACUCACAACGCCCUGGUCGCCAGCGUCGAUGAUCAGUCUGUACGCUUCGUUCUCCAUGAACUCGAAGGCACCAGACAUGGAGCGCUACGCAUCUUUCCAUUCUACGAUAUUCAAGUAUUUUUACACCACUCAUUCUAUUUUACUAGUUAUACUAUUUUACUAAUGAUAAAGCGAUUAUUGAUAAAGAAGUUAUCGUUGCCGAUGAGUACAAGGGUGAAGGACUUGCGUAUCCUUUACAAGGGCCAGGAAUUACCAAAUUAUCGUACCAUGGACUGUUACAUUAAUAACUCCAAACGCGACGAUAAACUCUACUGGUGCCUCAAACAAUCACCCCAAGGAUCCGGAAUACGACCCCUCGGAAUGAAGAUGAAUAUGAGAAUGCAGGAGUUGUUUAACGAAGUUGCAAUUUCAAUGAAAAACAACAUUAAACCCAAACUCACCCUCGAUGGCACCGGAGGUACAUAUGAGAUUAGUAAUUUGAGUGGGAAGUGUGUGGGUAUAUUUAAGCCUUGUGACGAGGAGGCGUUUACGCCGUAUAACCCUCGGGGUUACACUGGGACUAUGAACCAGCAGGGCUUCAGGCCAGGCGUACUCUCCGGCGAAGGCGCCACCAGAGAAGUGGCAGCCUAUCUCUUAGACGCAACCUAUAAAAAUUUUGCCAAUGUCCCAACGACGAUCAUGGUGGAAAUCGCACACCAGUCACUCAAUAACUCAAACACCAAUAACCUCACCAAUAACUACCUCUCCUUCAACUCCAACGCCAUCACCGAUAAUUCCAUAGGGAGGUUGGGGAGUUUUGGCGGUACUGGCUCCGUAAAUGCAUUAAAGUGGAAGAUUGGGAGUUUGCAAGAGUUUGUGGUAUCAAGGGGCACGAGUGGAAAUUACAAUUACAACUUCUUCAGCGUGGAAGACGUGCACAAAAUCGCAAUCCUAGACAUCAGACUCCUCAACCUCGAUCGCAACGACUGCAAUAUCCUAGUCACCAGCUCACAAACCACCAACAGCACCAGCACCGAAAAUCCAUACCCUAACACAUACCCUAACUCACCAUACCCUAACACAUACCCUAACUCACCAUACCCUAACGCAUACGGUAAUACAUAUGGUAAUACAUAUGGUGAGCAAAUUACACAUGCUGUGGAGGGUACGCGUAUGGCGUCUGAAACGCCUGCUAGAACUGGUAACAUAGAGAAUAAGAAAGAUGAGAAAUAUAAAUUGGUGCCGAUUGAUCACGGAUUGAUAUUGCCUGACAUAAUUGACAUUUGUGACUUGGACUGGGUGUGGUAUCACUGGCCGCAGUGUAAGGUGCCCUUCAGUGCCCAGGAACUUGAGCUGAUCUUCUCCUUCAACGUGGACAAAGACAUUGAGCUGCUGCGGAAGUAUUUACACAUUCGCGAGGAGUGCCUCAGGACCAUCAAGGUGACGACAAAGUUCCUACAAAUCGCCGCCUCAAUGAAUUUAAACCUCUUCCAAAUCGCCACCAUCAUCGUCAGACAUGACAUCGACGUUCCCUCUGAACUCGAAAUCAUCAUCACCAAAGCCAUCGAACAAGCGUAUAAGAUGAGUGAUAAUACGAGUAUAAUAAGUAGGAACAGGUUGGGUAAUAUAAUAGACUUGAUGGAAAACACCAUUAAUCCCAUCAUCACCGGCGAACACACUGAACCCACUGUACAGCCUGUAGCACCAAAUGACACUGAAGAUGACUCGACUCACGCAGAUUUGGACACUUCCGAACUACCCUCGUCAACUUUCUUCCACUAUCCCUCACAAACCGAUACUGAUCACAGAGAUACUGAUAACACUGGUGAUAACACUAACAGAUAUACUGAUAACACGGGUGAUAACAGAGGUGACAACAGUAUGAGAGAUGUUGACAUGGAUAAGAUAAGAACAAAGAGUACGAUAAGAAGAAUAAGAAAGAGUACGGUGAGUAAUAAUACGUGGACGAUUUCGGAUUCGGGCGGGCAUCCAAUCCUGAUCGAGUGGGAUGAAAAGUUUAAUAAUUUAUUCUUCAAGAUUUUGGAGGAGAUGCUCGUGGGAAACGUACAGAGGCUGCACCCAAAUUGGAACACAUACCCCUCCAACGGAAACCAACGGCACAUUCACCAAAAUACAACACUCCCCUUUAAAACCAUUUGGUUCAACUAAUAUAUACAAUCAUUUACAA